AUGUCGUUCAGCGGGACCCAACAGAAAUGCAAGGCUUGCGAUAAGACUGUUCACAUCAUCGAACAAUUAUCUGCUGAUGGUGUUAAUUAUCACAAGAACUGCUUCAAAUGUAGUCAUUGCAAUGGCCAGCUUGCCAUGAGCAACUACUCAUCUAUGGAAGGAGUUUUGUAUUGCAAGCCUCAUUUUGAACAACUUUACAAGGAAGCUGGCACCUUCAACAAGAAAAUGCAGUCAUGUAAGACCCCUUUUUUGUCUAGGGCACCAAGCAAACUCUCUGCAUUCUUCUCUGGGACUCAAGAGAAAUGUACAUCAUGCAAGAAAACCGUAUAUCCAUUGGAAAAGUUGACAGUGGAGGGUGAGUUUUACCACAAAUCAUGCUUUAGGUGUACACAUGGAGGAUGCUUCCUCACCCCUUCAUCCUAUGCUGCUCUUGAUGGAUUCCUUUAUUGCAAGCCACACUUCUCUCAAUUGUUCAAGGAGAAAGGUAGCUAUAGUUAUCUCUCCAAGACAGCUUCAUUGAAGAAAAAUGUAACGCAACAAGCUGAGGAGAAAUCUGAGCCUACAUCAGAUACAGAGGCACCAAAGGAAGAAGAACAAGAAGAAGAAGAGGCUGCUGCUGUCAUCACGCAAGACCAGUAG
Molecule: messenger RNA, 639 nt
Organism: Gastrolobium bilobum
Lineage: Eukaryota; Viridiplantae; Streptophyta; Magnoliopsida; Fabales; Fabaceae
Product: LIM domain-containing protein WLIM2b-like
Exons: 4
Coding region: 1-639 (212 amino acids)
Biological process (GO): actin filament bundle assembly
Cellular component (GO): plasma membrane; actin cytoskeleton
Molecular function (GO): actin filament binding
Source: RefSeq, a predicted model, not a curated record